CACUUCCAGUCCGAGCAUCUAUUCGAACAUUUAUCUAUUCGCGAAUUGUUUCCGUCUAUAAAAUUCCAUUUGGAUUCAAAUAUUCUUUGAGAAAAUUAUAUAUAUAUAUAUAUAUAUAUAUAUAUAUAUAUAUACAUAUCUUCUUUCUCGUCUUAUCAAAAUUUAAGUUCGAUCAUACAGAAGCAAACAAUCAUGAAGUGUGACGUCUUAUUCUUUGUCAAUCUGAUCUUACUUUUUUUGAUCGUCGAUUUUGGCCAAUCGAUGGAUUUACCCGAUUUUCUACACAUUUGUGAACGUGCCAAUCCUAACAUCAUUAAUUGCAUCACCGAAAGUGUAGAAUCUUUGAAGCCUUAUCUUCAGAAAGGUGUACCAGAAUACAAUAUACCAUCAUUAGAGCCACUUUUAUUAAAACAAUUGAUUGUUAGUGAAAAAUCUGGUUUAAGGAUAAGUGCGAAGAAUGUAGAAACUUAUGGUGCCAGUGAUUUUAGCAUAACCGAUCUGAAGGUAAACUUCGACAAUUUGGAGUUCGCAAUGAAUAUCAAACUGCCGCACUUACACGUUGUAGGUACAUACGAGAUCAAUGGAAAAAUAUUACUUUUGCCAAUUGAAGGAUCUGGUCCAAUGACUGGAAACUUCACUCACUGUGCCGGAUCGGUCAAUGUACGUGCCACGAAAAUACAAUUACCAAACGGGAAGAAUCAUGUGCAGAUCGAGGAAUUUAAAAUGAAAAUCACAGUUGGCAAGGGUAAUAUAAAUCUAGAGAAUCUUUUUGGCGGUGAAAAGGUACUCGGUGAUGUUAUUAAUUCAGCUAUCAACAGCAAUUUCGAUGCAUUCGUUAAAGAAUUACAGCCAUUGAUAGAGAGAACAUUAUCGGACGCUUUUCGUGAGAUCGCUAAUAGUAUUGUCAGUAAUUUCACUUACGAGCAACUCUUCCCAUAAAAUUGAAAGAAAAAGAAAGAAAAUGUAAAAGAUAAGAAAGAGGAAAAGAAAAGAAAAGAAAAGAAAAGAAAAGAAAAGAAAAGAAAAGAAAAAAAAAGAGAACGAAAAAAGGGAGAGAC
Molecule: messenger RNA, 1058 nt
Organism: Vespa mandarinia (Asian giant hornet)
Lineage: Eukaryota; Metazoa; Arthropoda; Insecta; Hymenoptera; Vespidae
Product: circadian clock-controlled protein daywake
Biological process (GO): multicellular organismal reproductive process
Source: RefSeq, a predicted model, not a curated record